UCAGACCGGCGGAAUGGGAAGAGUGUGACACACUUACCAAACAGUAAAAUGUGAAACCAAGGUUCUUUGACAGCUGUGUGAGUAAACCAAGAUGGCCACCCACCGUGUUCCAGUAGUCUUGCUAGCCUGCGGCUCCUUUAAUCCCAUCACCAACCAGCACAUGAGGCUGUUUGAGCUGGCCAGAGACCACAUGCACAGCAUAGGCCAGUUCCAGGUGGUGGGUGGCAUAGUGUCUCCAGUGAGUGACGGAUAUGGGAAGCAAGGCCUGGUUCUGGCUAAGCACCGAAUUGCUAUGGCAAAGCUGGCGCUCCAGAGCUCCAACUGGGUCACGGUUGAUGAAUGGGAGAGUCAGCAGCCAGACUGGACGGAGACUGUGGUCACCAUGAGGUAUCAUUAUGGGCGUAUUCUGCAGCAGUAUGAGCAGAGCAAAAGAACACACAACAAACCAGCUGGAAACACCGCUCCCUUCUUAAGCCCCUGUCCUCAGCUGAAGCUCCUGUGUGGAGCUGAUUUCCUCAACACGUUUAAGAUCCCUGGCCUGUGGAUGGACGACCACGUGGAGGAGGUGGCCGGACAUUUCGGCCUCGUCUGCGUCAGUCGAGGGCGGCUCCAGCCUGAGCUUGCCGUGCACGAGUCGGACACGCUCUCGCGCCACCGUCACAACAUUUUCCUCGUCAGAGAAUGGCUGAGGAAUGAGACGAGCGCCACAGAGGUGCGCCGGGCUCUGAGAAGGAAUCUUAGUGUGAAAUACCUCAUCCCAGACUCUGUGAUAGAGUAUAUCCACCAGCACAACCUCUACACGGAGGACAGCGAGAGGAGGAAUAAGGAAACGGUGCUGAGGCCGCUCACAAAGCAGGCACAAGUAAAGAGUCUGGAUGACGUUCUGCACUCAGGCACAAGUAGCCGUCCACAGAGGACCUCUUCAUCUUUCACUGGGAGUAAGGAAAGCAGCAGAGCAACAGCCAACAUGCCAGUUGAUUUGAACGGAUAUUGGAAAAUGAUUUCCAAUGAUAACUUCGAGGAGUACCUGAAGGCUCUCGAUGUUAAUGUUGCCAUCAGGAAAAUCGCCACCUUGUUGAAGCCCGACAAGGACAUCAGCCACGACGGGGACCACAUCAUCAUCAAGACCCUCAGCACCUUUAAAAACUACAACAUGGACUUCUAUGUGGGCAAAGAGUUUGAGGAGGAUCUGUCUGGAGUGGAUGACAGGAAGUGCAUGACCACCAUCAGCUGGGAGGGUGACAAGCUGGUGUGUGUGCAGAAAGGAGAGAUUGAAGGAAGAGGCUGGACCCACUGGGUGGACGGAGAUGAGCUUCAUCUGAUAUGCCCUUCUGAACCCUCCCACAGAGGACACCCUGCACCUUCCCCCUCCAUACGCUGUCUAAAGUCUACACACACCACAGCUUCACCAGCUGCCAUCAUGCCUGUAGACUUCAAUGGGACGUGGAUUCUGGAAAACAAUGACAAAUUUGAGGAAUAUUUGAAAGCAUUGAAUAUUGACUUUGCUACAAGGAAAAUUGCCAUCUCGCUGUCUCAGACCAAAGUGGUGGACCAAAACGGAGACAAGUUUACCUUCAAAACGCUGAGCACCUUCAGGAAUUAUGAGCUCUCCUUCACUGUAGGGGUUGAGUUUGAUGAGCACACAAAGGGGCUAGACAGCAGAAACAUCAAGUGUCUGGUGACCUGGGAGGGGGACAAGCUGGUGUGCACUCAGAAAGGAGAGAAGGCCAACCGUGGCUGGAAACACUGGAUCGAAGGAGGCAAACUCUACCUGGAGCUGACAUGUGAAGAUAUAGUUUGUGUUCAGGUGUUCAAAAGAAAAGAAUAAAAGGCAAAUAUCUUUUGUUCUUUUCAUUUACUCAGUUAACGCGGUCUUUGUUUGCUCCUUAAUAAUAUGUUUUUCAAAAUGUAUGAACAAAAUGAAUAAAGGUGCUUUUCAAACAUG
Messenger RNA from Centropristis striata (black sea bass), 1945 nucleotides. RefSeq lists its product as uncharacterized. The record is from RefSeq and is a predicted model, not a curated record. Gene Ontology annotation, biological process: NAD+ biosynthetic process. The transcript is spliced from 13 exons. Gene Ontology annotation, cellular component: mitochondrion. NCBI's taxonomy places the organism in Eukaryota, Metazoa, Chordata, Actinopteri, Perciformes, Serranidae. The coding region runs from base 92 to 1828 and encodes 578 amino acids. Gene Ontology annotation, molecular function: lipid binding; nicotinate-nucleotide adenylyltransferase activity; nicotinamide-nucleotide adenylyltransferase activity.